AUGGAGGAUGGAGACGACAUGGAGACCUUCUUGGAGACUCAGCUCGAGAAGAGUGGAGAGGAUCUGGAUCUGGAGAAGGAGCUGGAGAAGGAAAUGGAGGAAUUGUCGCCUGCCGCUGCAGAGGUGGAUGUGGCGGAGAGUGGGGCGGCGAAGCCUACCAUGGCUCAGGAUGGAGACGACACGGCGACCUUGGAGACUGAGCUCGAGAAGAGGGGCGAGGACCUGGGCUUAGAUAAGGAGCUGGAGAAGGUAAUGGAGGCAGCCAUGAGGGGGCCUGACGAGGAAUCGGACCUGGAGAAGGAGCUCGAGAGAGUGAUGGAGGAAGAGCUGAAGAUGGAUGAGGAUCUGCGCACACCGUCGAAGGAGGCGCGCCCAGCGGCAGAGAAAGAAAGUCCGCCGAAAGCAAGCCCGCCGAAGGAGAAGGACGUAGACGAAACCCGUUUCACGCUUGACAAGGAUGGCAACAGGCUCCACAAAUGGAAGGUCGACUAUGCCGCACGAGCUGGGGGUGGCCGAGCAAUGUGUCGCGACUCACAAUGCCUUGAGAGAUGCGAGCAGGCCGGCGUGGCUGUCAUCGAGAAGGGAGCCCUUCGAAUCGGCCGGCGUGUCUUGAACAAGGAGGGCGACAUCAUGAUCCUCUGGCAAGAUGGACUCGGGGGUCCAUGCUGCUCAGUUUGCGUAUGCGAGCCCACCGAAGAAGAUCGGCUGCGGCAUUCACCACAGUGUCAGCAUCUCCAACCUGGCCUCUCCCGGCGAAUACCUCUAUGA
Messenger RNA from Symbiodinium necroappetens, 768 nucleotides. The record is from the annotation of a GenBank genome assembly. Lineage: Eukaryota; Dinophyceae; Suessiales; Symbiodiniaceae.